AGCUACCUUUAAAUGAAACGAAACGGUGGCCACCAGAGCCACUGAUCACUCCCUUUGAAAAUGUUUUCUCUCAAGGAAAUGCCCUCCUCCGCCUCCACGCUCUUCUCCGCCUAUGCCUCCUUCGCCGCCUCCAUGAUGCUGGUGCGGUCCAUGGCCAACGAGCUCGUCCCCCACGAGCUCCGCUCCUACCUCAGCUCCGCCUUGAGCUACCUAUUCACCCCCCUCUCCUCCACCCUCACCCUCGUCAUCGACGAGUGCUCCGGCAUGGCCCGCAACCAGGUCUACCAAGCCGCCGAGGUCUACCUCCGCACCAAGAUCACCCCCGCCACCGACCGCCUCCGAGUCAGCAAAACCCCGCGCCAAAAGCACUUCACCGUCGCCAUCGAGAAGGGCGAGGAGAUCAACGACAAGUUCGAGAACUUCCACGUCAAGUGGCGCUUCAUUUGUACCGAACCCAAGAACCAACGCUCCGGAGAGAAGCGCUUCUUCGAGCUCAUCUUCAACAAGAAAUUCAAGGACCAAGUGUUCGAUUCUUACCUGCCGUACGUUCUGCACAGAUCCAACGCCAUCAAAGAGCAAGAGAAGGUUGUCAAGCUGUAUAACCGCGAUUGCCCGUGCGAUGACGUGGAGGGAGGCGGUUCGGGCAUGUGGGGCUCCGUCAAUCUGGAGCAUCCGGCCACAUUCGAGACGUUGGCCAUGGACCCGGACCUCAAGAAGGCCAUCGUCGACGACAUGGACAGGUUUGUAAGGAGGAAGGAGUUCUACAAGAAGGUGGGUAAGGCUUGGAAGAGAGGAUACUUGCUGUACGGUCCACCUGGAACGGGUAAAUCGAGCUUGAUUGCCGCCAUGGCUAAUUACCUCAAGUUCGAUAUCUAUGAUUUGGAACUCACAAGCAUUUACGGAAACUCCGAUCUGAGGAGGAUUCUGUUGUCCACCACCAAUCGCUCCAUUCUGGUGAUCGAGGAUAUAGAUUGCAGCGUGGAGAUGCAAGAUCGCCAGAAUCCUGGCGAGUUUCGAACUUCUUCCAGCAAGUUGACACUCUCGGGUCUACUGAACUUCAUUGAUGGUUUGUGGUCAAGCUGUGGGGACGAGCGAAUUAUUGUUUUCACCACCAACAAGAAGGAUCGGCUUGACCCUGCAUUGCUGCGUCCUGGUCGAAUGGACGUGCACAUUAACAUGUCAUAUUGCACUAGCCGUGGGUUUAGAAUCUUGGCCUCCAAUUACCUCGGCAUUCAUCAGCGCAGUAACCACCAACUCUAUGGAGAAAUUGAAGCCCUAAUAGACAGCACAGAGGUCACCCCAGCCGAGGUUGCAGAGGAGCUAAUGAAGAGUGAUCACCGCGAUGUUGCUUUUGAAGAGCUUGUUAAUUUCCUCAAACGUAAGAAGGCUGCAAGCAAUGAAAUUAAAGAAGAAGAAGGGGCCAAGAAGACUGAAGUUCAAGAAGCAAAGAGGUUGAGAAUUAUGAGAAUUGCUAGAAACUUUAGGAGAAAAGCUAUAAGAGGAAUGGGGAAGAGGAAUAGGUCGCGGGCGGUGAGCCGACAAGUGUAAACGUUAUUGCACUUGAGUAAUGUUAAAAAUUAUAUGUUUAUUCCACAACUAUCUUGCAACACUGACAUAAUAAUUUUAGCCAACCAUUUAAUUUAAUUUUUUUUGACAAAAAUUAAUUAAAAUGUUGGUUAUGAUCGACUAUUACGUCAGCAUUGUGGAAUAAAAAUGUAAUUUAUAGCAUUAUUUAAAGCUCUUUUUUUAUAUAAAUAUGAAAAAAAAUAUAUUAGUUUUAUGCUCAAUAAAAAGCAUAUUUGUGUCAACUAACUUCAUUAGUUUCCUACAAUCACUAGAUAUGAUGAUUCUAAAGUUCAUGCUAAUCAAUGCCUUGUACCCCUCUAGGUACUAUAACUCUACUUAUUUAUGUGUCUGGAAAA
Molecule: messenger RNA, 1922 nt
Organism: Corylus avellana
Lineage: Eukaryota; Viridiplantae; Streptophyta; Magnoliopsida; Fagales; Betulaceae
Product: AAA-ATPase At2g18193
Molecular function (GO): ATP binding; ATP hydrolysis activity
Source: RefSeq, a predicted model, not a curated record